This is a messenger RNA of Zingiber officinale, 2194 nucleotides long. Its product is annotated as F-box/kelch-repeat protein At1g55270-like. The transcript has 2 exons. Gene Ontology annotation, molecular function: protein binding. Lineage: Eukaryota; Viridiplantae; Streptophyta; Magnoliopsida; Zingiberales; Zingiberaceae. Bases 162 to 1481 code for a protein of 439 amino acids. The record is from RefSeq and is a predicted model, not a curated record.
ACAGUGAGCAGAGUAGACCAACGAGAGAGAUAUAAGGAAUCGAGAAGAAGUGUGAGGGCAGGUUCGAUUUCGUGACCAAAUCCUUCCCAUAUCUAUCUUUUUUCCCCUUUUCCGCUUCUCAGGGAUCUGCUGAUCAUAGUCGGGAGUUUUUCGUUGGAGGAAUGGAAAGGACGGCGCCGGAAAGCUUGCGCAACUCGCACCGCGUUGUUCGCGUACAAGCUCCGCUGGUCGAUUCUGUUUCCUGUUACUGUAAAGUAGACACUGGUUUGAAAACAGUUGUAGGGACCAGAAAGUUUGUUCCUGGAGCUAAGCUAUGUGGCCAAUCUGAAAUUGUGCCCAUGGGACCAAGACAACAUAUCACACUGAAGGAGAGAAACAAAAACCAGGGACCCCUCUUACCAGGUCUUCCUGAUGAUCUUGCUAUUGCCUGUUUGAUUCGGGUUCCUCGAGCUGAGCACCAUAACCUUCACUUAGUUUGCAAAAGAUGGAACCAACUCUUAUCUCAUAAUUACUUCUAUUCCCUCCGGAAAAAUCUUGGGAUAGCAGAGGAAUGGGUAUAUGUCAUCAGGAGAGACCGUGAUGGAAAGGUAUCUUGGAACGCCUUCGAUCCUAUCUAUCAAAUCUGGAAACCACUGCCACCCCUCCCUCCAGAUUAUUCAGAAGCGCUUGGUUUUGGUUGUGCUGUUCUUAAUGGUUGUUACCUCUACUUAUUUGGAGGUAAAGAUCCAUCAAAGGGAUCAAUGAGGCGUGUUGUUUUUUUCAAUGCUCGGACAAACAAAUGGCAUAGAGCUCCAUAUAUGCUGCGAAGACGCCAUUUUUUUGGCUCAUGUGUCGUGAACAACUGCCUUUAUGUUGCUGGUGGUGAAUGUGAAGGGAACCAAAGAAUUCUUCAUUCAGCUGAAGUAUACGAUCCUAACAAAAACAAGUGGACAUUCAUCACUGAAAUGGACACUGCUAUGGUGCCCUUUGUAGGGGUUGUUUAUGAGGGCAAAUGGUUUCUCAAAGGGAUUGACUCUCACCGCCAGGUUGUGAGUAAAGUUUACGUACCUUCUACCAACUCCUGGUCCACCAUUCAUGGUGGGUUGAUUACCGACUUGCGAAAUCCCUGCAUCUCAUUAAAUGGACGGCUUUUUACAACAGAUUGCAGAGAUGGCUGCAAGCUUAGAGUCUUUGAAUGGGCAACAGAUUCUUGGAGCAAGUUCAUUGACAGCAAAUUUCAUCUAGGAAAUUCUCAGGCCAAUGAAGCUGCAUCAUUUGUUUGUCUUGAUGGUAAGCUUGGCAUCAUCUGGAACAAUAUGAGCAUUGGUAUUGUUGAUGUUGCAAAUCCAGGAAAUAGCAUAGUGACAGCCAGUGCUCGCGAGUGGGAGGCAAUGGUAGGAAAAGGACAACUGAAGAACUUUGUAGCAAGCCUUUGGUCCUCAAUCGCAGGUCGUGGUGGGCCGAAGGGUCAUAUUCUGCACUGUCAGGUGCUUCAAGCUUGAUAGCUUUUGGAAAAAGUGGAAUAGUUCCUCGAUCAACCCAUUACUGUUACUGCAUUAUCUGGUGACUUAUAGCUUCAAGCUCUUCGCUGUCUUACAUACAUGGUUUUUCUUUGACAUCUCAUGUUUUCUAUAUUGGAUGGAUGGAGAAUGCAAUUGAACAAAAAGAUGCUUCACAUCAGACCGGAGCCAAGUAGGAAAUUUUGCAAUAUUCUACGCACUGCAUUGAAUGGAAGCAGUAUCAAGGAAACCCGCAAAGUAUGAAUUGGUGCUUGCCACUGUUUCCAUUCUUGAUUGCAGGCCAGCACUAAUAUAUCGAAUGAUGCUGUCCAGCCUAAAGUUACAAGUAUAUGCUUUGUUCUUGUGUACAUCUAGAUAUAUUCAGAUCAUAUAGAUGAAGUUCCACAUUGAAAGUUGCCCACUUGUAUUAUUCUUCUCUAUAUUGUCUUAAUUUCCUGUUUUACACUGUAGUAUCUGUUGGAAAUUUUUGGUGAGAUCCAUUGGACAUGAUCGAGUCUAGUCAGUCAUUUCAUCGUUAUGGUAACCUGGAUUGUCUCCUUUUAUUUAUCCUUCCGGGUGAUAGGAUUGCCAUCGAUGAUUAAUUGAUUGUCCAACAACUUCUAUCGAUGUCAACAAAUACUUUCAGGUGCCCUGGGUUAUGAUACAGCGGCAACAAUGUUUCAGUAGUUCUCAAACCUUUAUAGUUCCAUCUCUAA